CCAGCCGCUGCCUUGUUCCACCGUUACUUAUAUUUUUCUCCUGCAGUUUGUCCCAACUCUCGCUCGCAUCUGGUUAGUUCCAAAAAACUAUUCAACUCUGGAACUGGCCCCACGACGAAGCUACCGGGAACCGGGCCGGGAAGUGUCAGGAUAGGUGGUGCUAGGCAGGGGCUGCAGACAGAGUCGAAAGUGUGGGAAGCAGCCCCCCAGGCACCACCCGCCCCCACGCUUGCCGACCGCCCACUGGGAGCCGGGUGGGUGGGAAGGAGGCGCCAAGAAGCCGCGGACGAACGGCGUGCGGACGGGUCUUACGACUCGGUGCGCCCUGCCCGGGCCAGGGGCGUGGCUCGUGGUGGGCGUGGCUCGGCGGCGGGGCGGGGCGGGGCCGGGCCGCGGGCCCAGGGAUCCAGCGGGAGAUCGCGGCUUGCUCAGCCUCCUGGUUCUGCCUGCUGAUGCUUCGCUUUUGUCAACCGGGCAAAGUAGCACAACAGGAUUUCAUAUCGACUCCAAAUAUUGCCUAGAUUCAAGAUGAAUAGCGAUCAGGUUGUGCUGGUUGGUCAAGUGUUUGAAUCGUAUGUGUCGGAAUACCAUAAGAAUGAUAUUCUUCUAAUCUUGAAGGAAGGAGAUGAAGAUGCUCAUUACCCAGUUGUGGUUAAUGCAAUGACUCUUUUUGAGACCAACAUGGAAAUUGGGGAAUAUUUCAACGCAUUCCCCAAUGAAGUACUAACUGUUUUUGAUAGUGCUCUGCAAAGAUCAGCCUUGACAAUUCUCCAGUCCCUUUCCCAGCCAGAGGGUGUCUCUAUGAAGCAGAAUCUUCAUGCCAGGAUAUCAGGAUUGCCCGUUUGUCCUGAGCUGGUAAGGGAGCACAUCCCUAAAACCAAGGAUGUGGGACACUUUUUAUCUGUCACUGGGACAGUGAUUCGAACAAGUCUGGUGAAGAUCCUGGAGUUUGAGCGGGAAUACAUGUGUAACAAAUGCAAGCAUGCAUUUGUGGUAAAGGCUGACUUUGAGCAGUAUUAUGUUUUUUGCCGUCCAUCUUCAUGUCCCAGCUCAGAGAACUGUGAUUCUUCAAAAUUUACUUGCCUCUCAGGCUCAGCUUCAUCUCCAGUCAGGUGUAGAGAUUAUCAGGAAAUCAAAAUUCAGGAACAGGUUCAAAGGCUAUCUGUUGGCAGUAUUCCACGAUCUAUGAAGGUUAUCCUGGAAGACGACUUAGUUGACAGUUGCAAAUCUGGCGAUGAUCUCACUAUUUACGGAGUUGUAAUGCAGCGAUGGAAGCCCUUUCAGCCAGAUGUACGUUGUGAAGUGGAGAUAGUCCUAAAAGCCAAUUAUGUCCAAGUAAAUAAUGAGCAGUCUGCGGGGAUCAUCAUGGAUGAGGAGGUCCAGAAAGAAUUUGAAGAUUUCUGGGAAUACUACAAGAGCAAUCCCUUUGCAGGAAGAAAUGAAAUAUUGGCAAGCUUAUGCCCUCAAGUUUUUGGGAUGUAUCUGGUAAAGCUUGCUGUGGCCAUGGUGCUGGCUGGUGGGAUUCAGAGGACCGAUGCCACAGGAACACGGGUCAGAGGUGAAUCUCACCUUUUAUUGGUCGGGGAUCCUGGUACAGGGAAAUCUCAGUUCCUCAAAUAUGCAGCAAAGAUUACACCAAGAUCUGUGCUCACCACAGGAAUUGGAUCUACUAGCGCAGGUCUGACGGUAACUGCUGUGAAAGACUCAGGAGAGUGGAAUUUGGAGGCUGGGGCCCUGGUACUGGCAGAUGCAGGCCUUUGCUGUAUCGACGAGUUUAAUAGCCUCAAAGAGCAUGAUAGAACCAGUAUCCACGAAGCAAUGGAGCAACAGACCAUAAGUGUUGCUAAAGCUGGCCUCGUGUGCAAGCUGAACACAAGGGCCACCAUCCUGGCAGCAACUAACCCGAAAGGCCAGUACGACCCCUGUGAGUCCGUGUCUGUGAACAUCGCCCUUGGCAGCCCGCUUCUAAGUCGAUUUGACCUGAUCCUGGUAUUGCUUGAUACCAGGAAUGAAGACUGGGAUCGUAUAAUUUCCUCCUUUAUCUUAGAAAACAAAGGUUACCCAAGCAAAUCAGAGAAGCUCUGGAGCAUGGAAAAGAUGAAAACCUACUUCUGCCUUAUUAGGAAUCUCCAGCCCACACUGUCUGACGUGGGUAAUCAAGUCCUUCUCCGCUACUACCAGAUGCAAAGGCAGAGUGAUUCCCGGAAUGCUGCUCGGACAACCAUCCGCCUAUUGGAAAGCUUGAUUCGAUUAGCAGAAGCUCAUGCUCGCCUGAUGUUCCGCCGCACCGUGACUCUGGAAGACGCUGUGACAGUGGUGUCGGUCAUGGAGUCCUCCAUGCAGGGAGGUUCACUGCUAGGAGGUGUAAAUGCACUGCAUACUUCCUUUCCUGAAAACCCUCUGGAGCAGUACCAGAGGCAGUGUGAACUUAUUCUGGAAAAGCUGGAACUAUACGACCUCUUGAAUGAAGAGCUAAGAAGACUUGAAAGGUUACAGAAUCAGUGUGUGUCCCAAUUCCAGCCACAGGCAACAGAGGCAGAGACUAUUCCAGGAUCCUCAAGAAAUGAUCCAGGGGAAGAAUCGAAGUUUAGAACAUCAACACAGCAGGAAAUGAAUUGUAGCAAGCAUAGGUCCUCUACUGCAGGCAUUGCUGAGGCAAGCCCACUUCUCAACCCCCGAUCCCAUCUGGGGCCUAAUGGAUCCACAAGUAGAAAACAUUCAAACAAGCACAAAAAUAGCAGAGAUGACAGUUUGGACUGGUUUGACUCCAUUGCAGCUCAUCAGAUUGAACCCACUGUUCCUCUAUUUCAUAGUCCUAAAACAACUGGAGGGGAAAUGGCUUUGAAAAUCUCCAACAACAAAUCUCAGGGUGAGGAAAAGAAUGAGCCAGGCCAGAGGAGCAGAUUGGAAACAGGACAGCUUCCAGCACUGGGAGAGGCAGAAGCUCCACUGAGGCCAGACAGUGUUGAGGGUAACAAGGUGAAAAAGGCAGCCGAUGUUUCUGAAGGAGCACUGUCUGCCAAUGAGGCCAGCCCAGUCCUGACUCAUCACGUCCCCAGGAAACUGCACACGCUGUGCAAGCAGAGGGCCCAGGAGUUGUGCAGGAAUCUCCCCAGGGCGUCUUCACAGCCCACAAGCCCUUCUCAUCCUCUGCCCAUUCCUGUGCGUAGCCCAGAAAGGACGCUGGAGACUCCCAAAAGGAAGAGACAGAAACUCCCUGCUCAGGUGGAAGAGCCCGGACUUGAAAGGACUGGGAGUCAGGGUCCCUCAGUGGCCAAACUGGCAAAAUUUACUUUCAAACAGAGGUCAAAACUGAUGCACCCCCCUGAAGACCACGGCCCUCUGUCCCGUGGCACGCCUGAGACCUCAGUUCAGAGUGCGAGAAAUCCCCAACAGGGAGCAGCAAGAGGAGCAGCUCAGUCUGGGGCGGACCCCGAGAAGUUGGCCGGUUCCCUGGGAAACAAGAGCUUGGCUCAGCGGCAGCGGGAGGCAAGGUUGCAGGCAUCCCUGCAGCCACCAGGGAAAGCGGGGUCAAGGGACCAGGGGCAACGUGUUCCGGAAAAGAGAACUGUUCAGCCCGAGUUGGAGCUUGGGAAUGAGCCUGGGCGUUUUCAUCUUACUUGUGAAAGAGACAGAAGGGAAGAGGUUUCAUGCAGGAACAAAAGGGGCAAGGUUCACGCUUGCACAUUAGCCAAAUUGGCCGACUUCUCCUUUACUUCCUCCUCUGAAUCCAAAUCAGAAUCCCCUCCUCCUCCUGACCGUGAGGACCAGAAAGUCCUAAGACCUCCUGCAGCUACAGCUACUGGGCUUGGCAGGAAGAGGGAAACUUUUCAGUUGGAAGGGUCUACUGAGAGACUGACUCUUUCCACAAAAUCUCUCUUUACUUUACCAGAAUUAGGUGAUGAGGCGUUGGAUUUUGACUGGGAUGAAGAAAUGAGAAAAAAGCCAUAAUCACAAAAAGCCUUGUGGUCUUAUUUCACCACACCUCCCCUGCAGCUCAACAUAGCACCUUCUUUACAGUGCCAAUGUGGUGUUGAUGUAUGUAUAGAACUCGUGGCCAUUUGAGCACCAAACCAGCUUCCUAUCAGGUUGUAUGAUUUCAGGUUUAUCUUCAUAACUUGAAAAGAUGUAUAAUCAAUGUAACUCACUGUGAUACCAGCACUUAAAUUGAAUUAAUUCACAUUGUGCUUAAUUUUGCAAACAGAGUACUUAUGUUCCCAAAGACUUUGUUUGGGUUUGGUUUGAGUGCUGGGCGGGGCCUGGGGGUGGAGUGAGGUUCCCAAGAUCCCUUCUUUCAUUCACUCCGGAACAAAUGCUGGGAAGAUAGGGUUCAUAAAGCUUACAAGUUAGGUGGACUCUUUUUCUAUUUUUUCCUUUGUUUUUUGUUUUUCUUUCACCCAAGAUGUGCUAAAUGUGGUGAACAGUUUUGAUUUGCCAGAAUCAUGUGAUUUUUCUAAUACGAUUUGUCUUUAUUCUCAUGUGUCAGAUUUAAUGUGACUAGUGCUUUUCUUUCUUUGAGAGGUACCCUCACAAUUCCACAGUAUCUGAAGAUCUAGCAACUGGUCAGAUAGUAGCUCUCUGAAGUACUGACUUUUUGAGUUUUCCUUUCUUGAGCCAACAUUUGUGCUUCAGAUUCUUAGUCUAUUUUGGGGACUUACCUUCAACACUACUUCAAGACUGGUGUGAAGUAGCCACAAUCAUACAUGAGGGCAUCUAUCUAAGCGGUUAUUGUGGAAAUGUGAUUCCUACCAAGUUAUGAAUCCUUUGUCUUUAAAGCCAGCAAAUGACUGUGUUUGGUAGGAAUAGACAACUCAAGCUUUGUCUUAAGUCCUUUUAAAAUCACUUCUUCACUUGCAUUCUAGCAGCGGCUGUUAAGAUUCAUAAUUGGAGACUUUCUCUUCUGAAGUAUUAAUUUGUAAAAUAAUAAUUAGUAGAUUCUUUCAUUUUCUGAGGCAUUUUAGACAUGAAUAAUAUUCAACACUGAAAGUACUAAAUACUCAAUACUAAAUUUAUUGAUCACUUCAUUAAAUUUAUGUAGAAAAAAAUUGAUGAACCCCAAUUUUUCUUGAACAUUUAAACACUAAUUCCAAAAUAACCUAUUAAUUUUCUGAAAAUAUUAAACUAUGAGUGCAAAUUCAGUAUGGAUGAUCUUUUGAAACCUUCAUACACCUUAAAUAGCUGAUGAAAGACUUACAUAAGCAGUGAUUAUGAAAAUUUAUUAUUGCACGUUCACUUAAAUCUGUUCUUGUACAUCAAAACUAUGAUUUAGGUAAUUUCUUCAUUAUUUCUGUGUAUACUUAAUAACAUUCCAGUGUAAUAUGAUUCUUAAUGGGGUACAUUCCUCAUCUUUUAGUGUUGGUACUUCCCUGAGUUUCAGUAUUCUUACUAAAACUAGAAAAAGAAAGAAUCUGUGUUAUUGACCACUUAAAUCUUGGUGUGGACAUGGUCUGAUUGUGACCAGGGUAAUUCAAAUCUAAGCCACAGUGUUGAGCUGCCAUUUUAUAGUCAACUCUUAAGUUCCCUUCUUAAUAAAUGUUUAUCUUUGAAACUUGGUAUCUUUUGCAGUAAUGGUGUAUUAAGCUUUGCAUGGCUGACAGUUCUAACCUACUGGCUUGUCCUUAGGAUAUUUCAAUCUGUUCUGUUUCAUCAUUUGAAAUGGUUGUAUCCUUUUUGGGAAUGUUGAUUCUAGAGCUUUCAUUUGAGUAAUGAAGGAUUUAGUUUAUGUUUAACUUGUCUCUUCAUGACAUUGAAUAAUUCAUAUUUUAGAAUAUAGUGUUGAAUUGUCUCUUUUCCUUUGUUAUUGUUUAUGACCACCUGUGUCACCUUCUACCUGGUUAUUAUUUGUACUCGUCAUACAUCCUAUUAUUUGUACUGAUAAAUCUACCCUAUUUUUUAUUUUAGUACUUUCUUAUGCCAGGAUCAUUUGACCAAAUUACAACUUCCAUGUGUUUAUUCUAUGAUCCUUACCCACAUAGAAAUAACUACAUAUGUAAAUAUUAUAAGCAGAUAUAAUUAUUAAAAGAAAUAUUCAGAAUGAGUGCUCUCCUGCUUAUUAAUAAUUAAACUUCUAUCGCAAUCUA
This is a messenger RNA of Manis javanica (Malayan pangolin), 6080 nucleotides long. It is a transcript of the gene MCM9, whose product is annotated as minichromosome maintenance 9 homologous recombination repair factor. Gene Ontology annotation, cellular component: MCM complex; nucleus. The record is from RefSeq and is a predicted model, not a curated record. Gene Ontology annotation, biological process: double-strand break repair via homologous recombination. NCBI's taxonomy places the organism in Eukaryota, Metazoa, Chordata, Mammalia, Pholidota, Manidae. Gene Ontology annotation, molecular function: ATP binding; single-stranded DNA helicase activity; ATP hydrolysis activity.